This is a messenger RNA of Panicum hallii, 2335 nucleotides long. RefSeq names its product translation factor GUF1 homolog, chloroplastic. The record is from RefSeq and is a predicted model, not a curated record. Gene Ontology annotation, biological process: positive regulation of translation. Bases 54 to 2078 code for a protein of 674 amino acids. The transcript is spliced from 22 exons. Gene Ontology annotation, molecular function: GTPase activity; GTP binding; ribosome binding. Lineage: Eukaryota; Viridiplantae; Streptophyta; Magnoliopsida; Poales; Poaceae.
AGGCGAGCAAACGCCUCUUGCGGCCCGCAGGCUCCGUCGCUCCUCCACCUCUCAUGGCCACCGCCACCGCCACCGCCUCCCGCCUCGCCGUCCUCGCGCCGCGGACGUUGCCGCCCGCGCCGGGGCGCCGGCGGCACGCCCCCGCUCCCGGCUGCGCCCCUUCCCGCCCGCGCGCGCUCUCUGCCGCCCCGCGCGGCCGCGUCCUCUGCCUCGCGGCCCCCGCGCCCGCCGCGGCCUCCACCAUCGACGCCGGCCAGGACCGCCUCCAGAAGGUGCCCAUUUCGAAUAUCAGGAACUUCUGCAUCAUCGCGCACAUCGACCAUGGCAAGUCGACGCUGGCUGAUAAGUUGCUCGAGCUCACCGGAACGGUGCAGAAGAGGGAGAUGAAAGAGCAGUUCCUGGAUAACAUGGACCUGGAGAGGGAGAGAGGGAUCACCAUCAAGUUGCAGGCAGCUCGGAUGCGUUACAUCAUGAAUAAAGAGCCUUACUGCCUGAAUUUAAUUGAUACACCAGGCCAUGUCGAUUUCUCAUACGAGGUGUCCCGUUCUCUAGCUGCUUGUGAGGGUGCACUUCUGGUCGUUGAUGCUUCUCAGGGUGUUGAAGCUCAGACGUUAGCAAAUGUGUAUCUUGCAUUGGAAAACAACCUUGAAAUCAUACCGGUUCUAAACAAAAUAGAUCUUCCUGGUGCUGAACCUGACCGCGUCGCACAGGAAAUUGAAGAGAUAAUUGGUUUGGACUGCAGUGAUGCAAUUCGGUGUUCAGCAAAGGAAGGUAUAGGCAUCAUUGAAAUACUAGAUGCCCUCGUGACCAAAAUUCCCCCACCAAAAGAUACAUCAAAAGAUCCUCUCAGGGCUCUUAUAUUUGACAGCUAUUAUGAUCCAUACAGAGGUGUAAUUGUGUACUUCCGUGUUAUUGAUGGCAGUAUAAAGAAAGGGGACAAGAUAUGUUUUAUGGCCAAUGGAAAGGAAUAUGUUGCUGAUGAAAUUGGUGUGUUAUCCCCAAAUCAGAUGCAAGUGGACGAACUAUAUGCUGGCGAGGUCGGUUAUCUCUCUGCUUCUAUAAGAUCAGUAGCAGAUGCCAGGGUUGGUGAUACAAUUACUCACUAUUCAAAAAAAGCAGCUUCUGCUUUACCAGGAUAUUCAGAAGCCACUCCAAUGGUUUUCUGUGGCUUGUUUCCGAUAGAUGCAGAUCAGUUUGAGGAGUUGCGUGAAGCACUGGAAAAACUUCAGCUAAAUGAUGCUGCCCUAAAGUUCGAACCUGAAUCUUCUAGUGCCAUGGGGUUUGGCUUCAGAUGUGGGUUCCUUGGUCUUCUUCAUAUGGAAAUUGUUCAGGAAAGGCUUGAGAGGGAGUACAAUUUGAACUUAAUAAUUACUGCACCGAGUGUGGUUUACCAUGUGAUCUGUGCAGAUGGUGAAACUGUCGAAUGUUCAAAUCCGUCUUUGCUUCCGGAACCUGGGAAACGGAGGUCUAUUGAAGAACCAUAUGUAAAGAUUGAGAUGCUUACACCUAAGGAUUAUAUUGGCCCAAUAAUGGAGCUGGCUCAAGACAGAAGAGGCGAGUUCAAGGAAAUGAACUUCAUCACAGAAAGCAGGGCCAAAAUUAUUUAUGAGCUACCGCUAGCAGAGAUGGUUGGUGAUUUCUUUGACCAACUGAAAUCUCGAAGCAAAGGAUAUGCUAGUAUGGAAUAUUCACUUGUCGGGUACAGGGAAAGUCAGCUAGUAAAGUUGGAUAUACAAAUCAAUGGUGAUCCUGUGGAGGCGUUGUCGACAAUUGUACACAGAGAUAAGGCAUACUCUGUUGGCAGGGCACUGACGCAAAAACUCAAAGAACUUAUACCUCGACAAAUGUUUAGAGUUCCUAUUCAAGCAUGUAUUGGCACAAAGGUCAUUGCAAGUGAAGCCCUGUCGGCCAUCAGGAAGGAUGUCCUGUCAAAAUGCUAUGGUGGUGAUAUAACAAGAAAAAAGAAAUUGCUGAAGAAACAGGCUGAAGGAAAGAAGAGAAUGAAAGCAAUCGGAAGGGUUGAUGUUCCCCAAGAAGCAUUCAUGGCUGUGUUGAAGCUGGAAAAGGAGGUGCUAUGAAGUAGCUCGUGUAAUCUUUCUGAAGCCUCCUUUCUGCUGUAAAGAUCUCAGCUUGGAAGCGACACACGAUUAUACUCAAGAGUCAGAGUGCGAGAGGUUGCUUUCAACUUGCCAUUCCCCGGACCAAAGAAACCAAUUGAUAUAGAUCAGUGCCAGAGCCAAAGCAGCUGACCUGAUAUUCACCGAUACUGCUUCGAAUGUCAGGUUAUGAAGCACAAAAAAAAAAAAAGCAAAGAAAAAUCACGCAGGACACAAUU